Papilio polytes (common Mormon) is the source of this 752-nucleotide messenger RNA. RefSeq lists its product as uncharacterized. The transcript has 2 exons. The record is from RefSeq and is a predicted model, not a curated record. The coding region runs from base 153 to 737 and encodes 194 amino acids. NCBI's taxonomy places the organism in Eukaryota, Metazoa, Arthropoda, Insecta, Lepidoptera, Papilionidae.
GGAUUUUGUAAUGACAUCUCGUGUCAAUGACGAUUUGUGUAUUUUACAAACAAUAAUUUAUAAUUUUUCAUUACCUUUUCUGAAUAACCUUUUAACUAUUGUAUUGUAGUCUUUUAACAUUUUUGUAAAAAUAUUGACGACGUUUUUAUAGGAUGAAAACAACGGACACAUGCAUCCGUAUACGGGAUACGAAUAAAGGCAAAAUAGAUGUCGAAAAAUUCAUUAAAAGUAUUGAAGAUACGUUUAAAAUUGAUUUCAAAACAUUGCCUCAAUGGAAAUGCCUUAUCGAGAAAUUGUAUUUCGUAUCGAACUAUCGUGAGCGAAAGAUUAAAGAGGUAAAUCUACGAAAAUUCCUCAUCAUACAAAAGCUUUGUUUAGAGAACACAAGGCUAACACCAUUUGAGUUGACCGAAAGACUUGUAAGAACAUGGUCUGUUUGGCAGAAAUCUCAGUGGAUGAAUCAACUAAAACAGCAAAGAACAAACACUUUAACAGAUAUUGAGGGACCUUUGCCUUCUAUACAAACUUCUGACAAAACAACAGACCUUAUUGACGCAUCGUUUUUAGGUUUGGAAGAAACGGCAGAAGAAGACACGGUUUUAGAAGACAAAGAAAAUGAACCUAUUAAUGUUCAAGAAAGUCAUUCAAGUGAUUCAAAUUAUAGUGAACUGAGUUAUCAUUCUCUACGUUCGGAUGGUGUUGACGCCUCGGGAGUGUCUAAACCAACGGUCAAGUGAGUUUGUUGGCUGCAC